Entamoeba dispar SAW760 is the source of this 705-nucleotide messenger RNA. RefSeq lists its product as uncharacterized. NCBI's taxonomy places the organism in Eukaryota, Evosea, Mastigamoebida, Endamoebidae. The transcript has a single exon. The record is from RefSeq and is a predicted model, not a curated record. Gene Ontology annotation, molecular function: protein binding. Bases 1 to 705 code for a protein of 234 amino acids.
AUGCAGAGUUAUGGAAAUAUAGUUAGUAUGAAAAGAGGAGUUGAUGAAGAUACGUUAUAUGUUUAUUACAAAACAGGAGGAAUAAGAAAAUAUAUAAAUUUUGAAGAAACAACAAAAAUGACAAAAAUAGAAGAAGAAUAUGGAAGGAUUCAAUUUGGGUUUAAUGGAAUUACUAUUUUUCAUAUUGGAAAUGAAAUUAUUCAAUAUGAAUGCCAAACUGGAAAUGAACUUUGGAGAAGUGAUAUACAAAAUGGUAUUGCGUGUGUUUAUGAUAAUGAAAAUAUAAUUAUUAUUGGUAAAGAAAAUGGUAGAAUAGAAAUUUUAGAUAAAAGAGAUAAUAAAAAUUGUUUUAGUUUUGUUAGUCAUAUUGGUGGUGUAAUAGAUAUUCAGGGAUUUGAUAAUCAUUUCAUUUCAAUCGGAAAUGAUAAUAUUAUUAGAAUGUGGGAUAUGAGAAUAAAUGGAAGAGAAUAUGAUAGAAGAACUCAUAUCGGUCAAAUUAAAGGAUUCGAAUUAUUUAAUAGAAAAAUUAUUUCUUAUUCAAGUGAAAAAGAUGUUGUUCAAACUUGGAUUGUUAAUAAUCAAAUGAAAUUACCACAAACACUUUUUAAAACUGAAAAUAAAAUAAAAAGUUUUACUUGUAAUGAUAGAUAUAUUAUUGUUUCUCAAUCUUAUGGAGAUCUCUUAAUUCAUGACUUUGAACAAUAA